Cladophialophora immunda is the source of this 459-nucleotide messenger RNA. RefSeq lists its product as uncharacterized. The record is from RefSeq and is a predicted model, not a curated record. Lineage: Eukaryota; Fungi; Ascomycota; Eurotiomycetes; Chaetothyriales; Herpotrichiellaceae. Bases 1 to 459 code for a protein of 152 amino acids. The transcript has a single exon.
AUGGCUCUCGAGGAUGUCGGCGUCUUCGUGAAGUGGAUCUUUGACCACCCAGAACGUUCCACGGGUAUCAACCUCGAAAUGGCCACCGAUCAGGUCUCUUUCUCGGACAUCACAUCGGCAUUUACGCGUGUGACAGGUCGCAAGGGAAUCCACCGCAGGAUUUCCUUCGAGGAGUAUCUCCCCAAGAAGGAACCAUAUCCCAAUGCUCCAGCCAAUUGGGCGAAUAUUGAUGGAACACCAGCCACGAUGACCUGGCGGCAGAACUUUACAGCGUGGUGGAAAUUUUGGGGUGGCGGUCUGGGAGCGACCCGGAAUAUGGAGUUGCUGGACGAGAUUUAUCCUGACAGGAUCAAGACAGUAGAGGAAUGGAUGCGGAAAGUCAACUACCAAGGUGGAAAGAGGGGAUCAGUGUUGAAAGACAUAGGCGACUUCGUGGCAAGGCGGCAAGCUGCUGGCUGA